UACUUCCUGUUGUAGGAGGCUCUGUAUAUAAGUGCCUGGGUAAUGUUGGGGGGAUGUCAGCCCAGUCUAGGAGACGCUAGCGAGCUAGCUCUCCCUCCCUCCUCUGUCUGCCUUCCCAGCUCCUGGGGUUUCCCUAGAGACCACAAUGAACAAGUUCCUCUGCUGCACGCUUGUGUUCUUGGACAUCUCAGUUAAGUGGACCACACAGGAAACCUUUCCUCCAAAAUACCUUCAUUAUGACCCUGAAACAUCUCGUCAGCUGUUGUGUGACCAAUGUCCCCCAGGAACUUACCUGAAACAGCAUUGUACAACAAGGAGAAAGACCCAGUGUGAACCCUGCCCCCAUCACUACUAUACCAAUAGCUGGCAUUUUAACGAGGAGUGUCUAUACUGCAGUGGAAUGUGCAAAGAGUUGCAAUAUGUGAAACAGGAGUGUAACAGCACUCACAACCGUGUAUGUGAAUGUGUGGAAGGACGGUAUCUGGAACUAGAGUUUUGUCUACGACAUACCAGCUGUCCCCCAGGAUUUGGUGUAGUACAAGCAGGAACCCCAGAGCGAAAUACCAUUUGCAAAAGGUGCCCAGAUGGAUUUUUCUCAAAUGAGACUUCCUCUAAAGCAGCAUGCAGGAAACACACAAAUUGCAGUGCCCUUGGUCUCCAAAUGGCAUCAAAAGGAAAUGCAACUCAUGACAAUCUCUGUAUUGGAAACAUAGAAGCAACUCCAAAAUGUGGAAUAGAUGUUACUCUAUGUGAAGAGGCAUUCUUCAGGUUUGCUGUUCCCACAAAGUUUACCCCUAAUUGGCUCAGUGUCCUGGUGGACAGUUUACCUGGUACCAAGGUAAAUGCAGAAACCAUAGAAAGGAUAAAACGACGACAUAGCUCUCAAGAACAAACCUUCCAGCUGCUCAAGUUAUGGAAACAUCAAAAUAAAGAUCAAGAUAUGGUCAAGAAAAUUAUUCAAGAUAUUGACCUCUGUGAAAACAGUGUGGUGAAACAUAUUGGGCGCUGGAACCUCACCUUGGAACAUCUCCAUAGUCUGAUGGAAAGCUUACCAGGGAAGAAAGUAGCAAUGGAAGAUGUUGAAAAAACUAUGAAGUUAUGCAAAUCGACUGAUCAGAUCCUAAAGUUGCUUAGUUUGUGGAGAAUAAAAAAUGGUGAUCAAGAUACUCUGAAGGGCUUGGCACAUGGACUGAAACACUUAAAAACGUACCAUUUCCCCAAAGCAAUCCUUCAGAGUCUAAGGAAGACAGUCAAGUUUCUGCACAGUUUCACCAUGUACAGAUUAUACCAGAAGUUAUUUCUAGAAAUGAUAGGGAACCAAGUCCAGUCAGGUAAAAUAAGCUGCUUAUAACCAGCCAUGAUCUUCAGGGUAGAGUUCAUGUAUACAAUGAGAUGAUGGAACAUGUGAGUAAAACUUUUCCUCUCUCUUCAAUGAGGCACAUCUGGAUGGGUGCUUGGGGAUGCAUUCUCUUGUGUUGGGCCAAGAUGUGACCAACUGGUGAAUAAGUGACUACCCUGAUAAUGUGCAAGAGACAGUAUACCCCCUAAGUUCAAUGCACCCCAACUUAUCAAUUCUGUUUUCCCUUUUACUGCUAGAAGUAACUCAACUGGAAACAAUAACACGGAAAGAAAGUGUUUUUACUUCAUCAUGCCUUACUAUGUAUGGGAAUGUCUAACUGGGAGAACUUGGAGUUUUCAGCAGUCUUGGAUGCUUUUAUCCAAAGGCCAUUAUAUAUAAAAGGUCCAAAUGUGCUGAUAACACUAAUGCAGUAUUUGCUAUUUAUAUUCAUUCAGAUAGGAGAUUUGUAUAUAUUUAUCAUCUUAAAUGGGAAUUGUAUAAGACUUAAUUUUAGAAAGAGAAAUUUAUAUUCUGUUUAUUAUUAUGACAAAUGAAAGUGAUAAAGUAUAUAUUUUUUCAAUGGAGAUUAUGUAGCAUUUCCUAAUAGGUCCUGCCAUUCUCCUUCAAUGGAGUGUUGUUUAUAAUGUAAUUUUCACUGUAUAAGCUAUAAUAUCUAUGAGUAGGCAAAAUGUAUAAUUUAGCUGAGUUUUUAAUGUGGGAAAAAUGUGUGAUAUGUAAAUUAUCUGCUCUGAGAAAGUGAAUGUAUCUUAUUUAAAAGAUUUUAUGAUUUUUCUUGAUAAAUCUUACAUUAAA
Molecule: messenger RNA, 2152 nt
Organism: Antechinus flavipes (yellow-footed antechinus)
Lineage: Eukaryota; Metazoa; Chordata; Mammalia; Dasyuromorphia; Dasyuridae
Gene: TNFRSF11B
Product: TNF receptor superfamily member 11b
Exons: 5
Coding region: 146-1351 (401 amino acids)
Biological process (GO): signal transduction
Molecular function (GO): protein binding
Source: RefSeq, a predicted model, not a curated record